UCCGACGACGAUCAUGUUGUCGCCGAGGAAACUCAAGUAUCUGCUUCUUGGCUUUACCUGCCUGCUGCUCGUUGCCGCGAGCGCGAGAGCUCAGGACGACGGAGAAGAUGGUGGCCUCGACGCCAACGCCGAGGAGCUCUGCCAGGACAGGCCCGGCGACGAGUACUUCAGGCUGAGCACGGACGGCGACUGCCGCGACGUCGUGAGGUGCGACAAAGCGACCGAGAUCGGAGUCGUGAGACUCGCGUCGGUCAAGUGCCCAACCGGCCUGGCUUUCGACAUCGAGCGACAGACCUGCGACUGGAAGACCAACGUUAAGAACUGCGAGCAGCUCGAAAGACCGCGCAAGGUGCUGCCGAUCCUCAAGACCGACGAGCCCAUCUGCCCGGAGGGCAAGCUGUCCUGCGGUAACGGCGAGUGCGUCGACAAGGAGCUCUUCUGCAACGGCAAGCCCGACUGCAAGGACGAGUCCGACGAGAAUGCCUGCACCGUGGAGACGGAUCCGAAUCGCGCGCCCGACUGCGACCCGACCCAGUGCAUCCUGCCCGACUGUCACUGCUCGGCGGACGGCACCCGCAUCCCCGGCGGCCUCGAGCCCCAGCAGGUGCCCCAGAUGAUCACCAUCACCUUCAACGGCGCCGUCAACAUCGACAACAUCGACCUGUACGACGAGAUCUUCAACGGCCACCGCGUCAAUCCGAACGGCUGCCAGAUACGCGGCACCUUCUUCGUCUCGCACAAGUACACCAAUUACUCGGCCGUGCAGGAUCUGCAUCGUCGCGGCCACGAGAUCUCCGUGUUCUCGCUCACCCACAAGGACGACCCGAACUACUGGAGCCAGGGCACGUACGACGACUGGCUGGCGGAGAUGGCCGGCGCUAGGCUGAUCAUCGAGCGUUUCGCCAACAUCACCGACAGCUCGAUCAUCGGCGUGCGCGCGCCCUACCUGCGCGUGGGCGGCAACAAGCAGUUCGAGAUGAUGGCCGACCAGUUCUUCAAUUACGACGCCUCGAUCACGGCCUCGCUGGGACGCGUGCCCAUCUGGCCGUACACCCUGUACUUCCGCAUGCCGCACAAGUGCAACGGCAACAGCGGCAACUGCCCGUCGCGGUCGCAUCCCGUCUGGGAGAUCGUGAUGAACGAGCUGGAUCGCAGGGACGACCCGACCUUCGACGAGUCGCUGCCCGGUUGCCACAUGGUCGACUCGUGCUCCAACAUCCAGACCGGCGAUCAGUUCGCCAGGCUGCUGAGGCACAACUUCUAUCGCCACUUGAACAGCAACAGGGCGCCGCUGGGUCUGCACUUCCACGCCUCCUGGCUCAAGAGCAAGAAGGAGUUCAAGGAGGAGCUGAUCAAGUUCAUCGAGGAGAUGCUGGGACGUACCGACACGUACUUCGUCACCAUGGUUCAGGUCCUGAAAUGGAUGCAAGAGCCCACCGAGAUCCCAUCUCUGCGCGACUUCGACGCCUGGAAAGAGAAGUGCGACGAGAAGGGACAGCCCUUCUGCUCGUUGCCCAACGCCUGCCCAUUGACGACCCGGGAGCUGCCCGGCGAGACGCUGAGAUUGUUCACCUGCAUGGAGUGCCCCAACAAUUAUCCCUGGCUGCUCGACCCCACCGGGGACGGCUUCUCCGUGAGGAAGUAGAAAACUACUUCCACCGCGACGAAGACGCGACACACGUGUUCUCCUAACUUGUAUAUAUUAUAGAAUGCUACGAUACUUAAGUUUUUUUUUAUUUUAUUUUGUACUUUGCAGUAAGUUUUCCGUCCUUUGACUUGCGCGUAUAUAGAUUAUUAUAUAUAUUUAAUUCAUUCUGUUACAUACUCAUUGCCACGAUCAUUUUUUUAUUACGUUACCUACUCUUCUUCUCUGUUUUUCUCUUUAUGUUAUAUCGUAUCGCUUCGAGCCUAUUAUCACAAUAUAUUAUCAUUGUAUAAUGUUAAAACGACCAUGACUGUAUGUGAGAUUUACUGCAAAUUAAAGUCUCUAUAUUUCUUCUACUUUUUUCCUCUCUCUGUAAGCACUCGAUAAUAGAAAGUUAGUAUUUUACAUUUCUAAUAUUACCUUUAUUCGCAACGACGUGCUUAGAUUUUAAUUAUCGUAUUAUCGCGUAGGAAUCUUUUUUUUUUAUAAUUUAAAUGAUAUCGAAGAGUGUGAAUAUAAAAUCAAUUAUGCAAUGCUGUGAAUGAAUUUCUACGUACGUAUAAUUUGUAAUUGAAUUGUGAUUACUUCUUUUUUUUUUCAUGUCGCAUUUGUUUAUUUGUUUUUUAUUGUAUCACGAUGCGAACUCACAAUUGAUUUGAGAUAAAUGAAUAAAUAAAUAAUGAAUAUUUUUAUCAAAACAUUUACCCGAGUUUAUGAUUUAUUUCUACAUAAGGGUAGGACGAGGGAUGCAAUGAAGAAUCGACUGUGCCAAUUGGUAUCAUUUUUUCAGCGUUAUUAUUUCUCUUGAAUUUUGUGAAUAUAUACAAAUAAGAUAUUUCGAAGAAUUAAUUAAUAACUAAUUUUUCUCUUGCACGGCGAGAGGUGCAUUACAAUCCCAUAAUAACUGAAUCAACGAGCAAGACGAUAAAUAUAUAUUAUUAUUUCCAUUAAAUUACAAAUUGUGUUUAACGCAAAUCGAUACCGUUCAUUUUUUUUUUUUUACAGUACAUUAGUCAAAAUAAAUGUAGCAGUAUCGACAUAAAAUUAUAUAUUUAUAUAUUCCAACUAGCUGCGGAAAAGCUGAAGAAAUGCGUUAGUUAAAUUCGAUCUAUUUCGUCUCAUUCAUUCAUAUACACACACAUGCACACACAUGAUAAACACGGCGAGCAAAAGUUUUUUUAUUACUUUUUCAUUUUUUCU
This is a messenger RNA of Trichogramma pretiosum, 2845 nucleotides long. RefSeq lists its product as uncharacterized. Gene Ontology annotation, cellular component: extracellular region. The coding region runs from base 14 to 1645 and encodes 543 amino acids. NCBI's taxonomy places the organism in Eukaryota, Metazoa, Arthropoda, Insecta, Hymenoptera, Trichogrammatidae. Gene Ontology annotation, molecular function: protein binding; chitin binding. The record is from RefSeq and is a predicted model, not a curated record. The transcript has 6 exons. Gene Ontology annotation, biological process: carbohydrate metabolic process.